Prunus armeniaca (apricot) is the source of this 483-nucleotide messenger RNA. NCBI's taxonomy places the organism in Eukaryota, Viridiplantae, Streptophyta, Magnoliopsida, Rosales, Rosaceae. The record is from the annotation of a GenBank genome assembly.
AUGACGUCUAUUAAUCCAUCAUCCGUCAUCAGGGACCAUCUUUACUCCACGGAUGACAGGUUAAAGAGAGGGAGGCCCCCUCCUUUGCUUAAAGGUACCGAUGAAGACAUAAUUAUUGAUGGAGAGCCAGUGCCCGAGGUGACUCCAAUAAUUGAUCCUGCAUCCGUAUCAAGGUGUUGUAUAGAGAGAGGCCUAUUUCCAGUAGUCCCCUUGUUCUUUCAGUAUCCAUGCGGCACCAGCAAGGGUUGGUCAGAGUGGGUUGAUCGGGAGUUGAAGAAUCCAUCUACCUGUGACAUCCUAAGCCGGGCAGGGGUGCUGGAUGCCAUCUUUAUUUCUAAGGCUUGCGGCAUCCAUAUUGAAGCCCGGAUGCUUCGACACGUGGUUAGGCGAUGGAGUACUGAGACACAUACCUUUAUUUGUUCAUGGGGAGAGUUUACCCCCACGCUUGAGGAUGUAGCCACAAUUUUCCACCUUCCACUUUGA